CAGUGGGACUACAGUUCCCUGGGAGCUCCGCGGAGGUGUUAGUUGUCAAUAUGGCUGUUGUCAGACAGACAAAGCGGAGAGGCAAAUAAUUCUGCUCUGAUUAGAAAUCCUUGGAAAAGGGUCGGACGGGGCACUUGGAUCUGAGUGCGUUCAUUGUUCCGCUGCAGUUCCACACACCGCGGCUCUUUGUUCCGGUUCGGAAGUUAAAUGGUCCAGUGGCCCAUCGGAACCCAGCAGCAGCAGGAUGUCUGACUUCAGCGAGGAGCCGCGCUUCACUAUCGAGCAGAUAGAUCUGCUGCAGCGGCUGCGGCGCACCGGCAUGACCAAGCAGGAGAUCCUGCACGCGCUCGACACUCUGGACCGGCUGGACCGGGAGCAUGGCGACAAGUUUGGACGCCGCACCUCUUCCUCCUCAUCUUCCUCGUCCUCCUACGGAGUAGGCGGGGCCAACAGCUGCACCACCAACAACUCUGCCUCGAACACCACCACGUCAUUCAGUAAUAACAACACUGCCUCGGCAACCGCCACCACCUCUUCUGUGUCGUGCAACGGCAACAACGGCGAGGGCGGCGCCGUCGAUCACUCUGCCUCCGCCGCCACCGCCGCCUCUUCCACGACUCCCAAAAUAUCCACCGCCACCCAGACGCUGUACGCUAGUAGUGGCGGCGGCGGGCUCUCGCCAUCUCCCAGCAAUAGCUACGAUACCUCCCCGCCUCCCGGGCCGCCGCCGCCUUCGGCCAUCCUGCCCUCGCCGGUGUCGCUGGUGGCGCUGUCGCAGAACGGUCGCGAUAGCCUCGCCGCCACCCCCAACGGGAAGCUGUCUCCUCCCAGGUACCCGGUGAACAGCGCGGCGGCCGCCCGCACCUUCGGCUUCGAAGCCGCGGAAGAAGACCUGGACAUCGACGAUAAGGUGGAAGAGCUGAUGAGGAGGGACAGCAGUAUGGUGAAGGAGGAGAUCAAGGCUUUCCUGGGGAACAGGAGGAUUUCUCAGGCCGUGGUGGCUCAGGUCACAGGCAUCAGCCAGAGCAGGAUCUCCCAUUGGCUGCUGCAGCACGGCUCCGACCUGAGCGAGCAGAAGAAGAGGGCCUUCUACCGCUGGUAUACGCUGGAGAAAACCACACCAGGUGCCACCCUGAACAUGCGUCCUGCCCCGCUGCCUCUGGAGGAGAUGGAGUGGAGACAAACCCCGCCCCCCCUCAGCACCGCCCCUGGAACGUUCCGUCUGCGUCGUGGAAGUCGCUUCACCUGGAGGAAGGAGUGUCUGGCAGUGAUGGAGAGAUGCCCAAAAAACCUGCAGUGGACAAAGAUACCAUUUUUGCAGUUCUCUGCACAUGGAAAGAGGCCAUACUCCAAAAUGGAAACAUAGCCACUCCAAAUGCCACUGUAUGGACAGAGAUGAGUGAGCAGCUGGGAAAUAAAAUCUCUGCAAAGGCUCUGUACACCUUUGUUAAAUUAAACAGACACAACGUCUGGUCAACUUUAGGCUUCAGUCAUCACACAAGUGAUCCUGAAACUGAUGACACAGGCUCUGAGUCAGGUUCCCUUUCUCAUGGACGAACAGAUUAUCAGACUUUUCAACUCAAUGUUCCUUUUGACAAAUGGAGAGAAUUUA
Messenger RNA from Sphaeramia orbicularis (orbiculate cardinalfish), 1612 nucleotides. Its product is annotated as homeobox-containing protein 1-like. Gene Ontology annotation, biological process: positive regulation of DNA-templated transcription. The coding region runs from base 245 to 1366 and encodes 373 amino acids. The record is from RefSeq and is a predicted model, not a curated record. NCBI's taxonomy places the organism in Eukaryota, Metazoa, Chordata, Actinopteri, Kurtiformes, Apogonidae. The transcript has 6 exons. Gene Ontology annotation, molecular function: double-stranded telomeric DNA binding. Gene Ontology annotation, cellular component: nucleus.